Molecule: messenger RNA, 595 nt
Organism: Nicotiana attenuata
Lineage: Eukaryota; Viridiplantae; Streptophyta; Magnoliopsida; Solanales; Solanaceae
Exons: 2
Coding region: 66-485 (139 amino acids)
Source: RefSeq, a predicted model, not a curated record
AUGGAAAAAAUUGAAACACAACAAAGUGAAGAUGGUAGCAGUUUUGUUAAUCAUUUGCAGCUGUUAUGGGAGCUGAACAUCCGGGACGUCUUAGAUUGUAUGGACGAGGGGUUACAAGAACUUCUUUGAAAGGAAAAAUGGGAUAUUUUGAAUCCUCUUCAAAUGCUACAAAUGAUCUGGUGCAACAAAUGGAAGAAAGGAUGACAAGAAUGUUCGAGGAACAGAAGGAACAAUUUGAGAAACAGAAGGAACAAAAGAGAAUGAUGCGACAAGAAAUUUUAGGAGAUAUCUUUGUACAGCUUCAGCGUUCAGGAUUGCAAAUUGAUCCUAAUAUUUUAGCAAACUUGUGUGCUCGUUCAUCAGGAGAAGCUUCGUCCGCACAACAAGUAGCUAUUCAACCAAUCAACAGGUCAUCUUUUGGCAGCAACAAUCAAGGUGAACCAAAUGAUCAAGGUGGAGAUGAAAGCAGUGAAGACCUUACCUAAAAGUAUUGAUUGAAGAAUCUUCAGACAAUCUAGGAAUGCUUUUAUUUUUGAACUAUUUUGCAAACUUAUGUAUUCCAAGGGUUAUUAAACACUUUUAUCGUAUAUUUUAC